Molecule: messenger RNA, 1296 nt
Organism: Candidula unifasciata
Lineage: Eukaryota; Metazoa; Mollusca; Gastropoda; Stylommatophora; Geomitridae
Source: the annotation of a GenBank genome assembly
UUCACCGUGGGGCCUGAUAAUGUGCAGUUUAGUGCCAUCAUCUUCAGCGAUUUUGCUUCAUUGCUGUUUAGAUUUUCUGACUACACUUCUGUAGAUGACAUAUCCAAGGCCUUGCUGAAUGCUUCAUACCAGAAUGGUAUGACGAACACCGCUGCAGCACUACGUUUGGCUAGAAAGGUGGCCUUUUCAGAGGCCAGUGGGGCCAGGCAGAAUGUCGGCAAAGUUUGCAUCCUUCUUACUGAUGGCCUGUCCAACAAUCCGGAUCUUCUGGAACCUUUGGAUAUAUCAGUGAUUGCGGUUGGCGUUGGGCCGGGCGCUGAUCAGAGAGAGCUGCAUGACAUUGCAUCGCCACCGAGCCAGGUGUUUGAAGUAGACAAUUUCAAUGUCCUUGGUGCUAUCAGAAAUGCUUUGGUCACUACAGCUUGUAACCGUGAGUCUUGUAUUACUUUGAUUGAUUUACAGUGCAACGGGGUUGCAGAUAUUCUACUCAUCUUAGACUCAUCUGGAACAUUUGUGGCUCAACUGACCACUAACUUUACAGUUGGACCGCGACAUGUCCAGUUUGGUUUGAUUAUCUUCAGCAGUAGCGCAUUCAUUGAGUUCAACUUCACUAGAUACACAUCCACAGACGACUUGUAUCAGGCCAUCAUUGGGGCCCCCUAUCUUGGGGGAGGUACCGACACGGCCGGUGGUCUCAGGUUGGCCAGGCUUGUCUCCUUCACUCCUGAAGCUGGUGCCCGACAUGGUGUGGGGAAAGCUGCCAUUGUUGUCACAGACGGUGUAUCCAAUAAUGCACAGGAAACUGCAGAGGAAUCCAGCUUGUUAAAGAACAUUGGAGUAACAGUAAUGUCCGUUGGAGUUGGGCAGUACGUGGACAGGACGGAACUGCUGACCAUUGCUUCAGCACCAAACCUGGUCUUUGAAGUGGACAAUUUCAACGUCCUGGAUGCCAUCAGCAAAUCUUUGCUGACCUCAGCCUGUAACUCGUUAACCAACACAGAUGCAGCACUAAAACUGGCCAGACAAGUGGCUUUCACCGCUGCCAACGGAGCCAGACCUGGCGCCAAAAAGGCAGCUAUAGUCCUCACCGACGGAGCUUCCAAUAACUCCAUUGAAGCCGGCCUCUUCAAACAGUCAGGAGUUAAAGUCUUAGGCAUCGGUAUCGGCACCUAUUUCGCCAUAGACGAGCUACUCGUCAUCGCCUCGUCUCCCAACCUAGUGUACAACGUCAGUGGAUAUGACGUGCUGACCUCGAUCGUCCGGGAAGUGGCCAUUACAACCUGCCAAAGUAAUUGA